AUGUCUUCCACAGAAUCAACUACCACCGCCCCAGCUCCUAAAUUGAAUGGGGAGCCUUUGAGAUCCAAGGACUACUUCGAGGAACGCUCAGCCCAGGAAAUGCAGAAACACUUGGAAGAUGCAGGCCUUGCAGGCCAGAUUUCCGCUCGUUCUUCCUGCGGUGAUGGGUAUUAUUGGACACUGCGUUUCGGCCUCGGCUGGGAUGAAGCCACACCUGACGAUUUUAUCGAGGUCGAUGGCGAUUUGAAUACUGUCUCGGGGUCUGGGAUGCCUAAUCCUGCCACCCGCUUCCAUCUCUGGGUAUAUGCGGGCAGGCCUGAUGUGAACAGUAUUGUUCACGUCCACUCAGAGUGGGUUCAAUCUCUUGUCGCGGCUCGGCAACCGCUGGUUGUGGCACAAAUGGAUAUGACUCCAUUUUAUGAUGACUGUGCCUGGCUAGGUGACUGGCCUGGUCUGCCUAUUGCCAACCAAGAAGGCGUUGUUAUCACCAAAGCUCUUGGACAAAAUCGGUCUAUCUUACUGGCUCACCAUGGGCUUUUAACGGCUGGCAAGUCAGUCCAAGAAUCAGCAUAUCUCUGUAUCAUGCUCGAACGGGCUGCUCGGAUUCAAGUGAGAGCCCGUGUGUUUGGGCCGCUCAAGGAGGUGGAUGGUGAUUUGGCGCGAGAAGCGGGCAGCUAUCUCCUGCGAGACAAAGUAGUUAAUGCCACCUUCGAAUAUUGGUUUCGUCAGACCCAGACCAUCAAGCCUCUCUUUCUUUAA
Clonostachys rhizophaga is the source of this 759-nucleotide messenger RNA. The record is from the annotation of a GenBank genome assembly. Lineage: Eukaryota; Fungi; Ascomycota; Sordariomycetes; Hypocreales; Bionectriaceae.